GAGUUCAUUGGUCUGGAUCGAGCAGGCACCUGGAUGAGACACAGCCAGAACUACUCUGGCUCUCUUACGAAUGGCUUCUCUUCAUCCUGCCCAGACCCAAGCCCUGCAGGUGGGGGUGGGGGUGAGGGCCCCCCACCUUCCUCGAAUAGCCUGAUGACAACCCUCACUUCCCGCAAGAAGAAGAGAGCCAUGGCCGAGACUCGGGGUACCAUCAAGGUGGAUCUUCCCAAUCAGCAGCGCACUGUGGUGACUGUCCGGCCAGGUACAACAAUCUACAGCUCUUUGGACAAGGCCCUGAAGGUGCGCGGGCUCAACCAGGACUGCUGCGUUGUCUACAAGAAAAGGAGAGAUGGGCGAAAGACCAUCACAGACUGGAACACUGACCUGGUCAGCCUGGAGGGGGCCGAGCUCUCUGUGGAAGUUCUGGAGGAUGUUCCGCUGACUAUGCACAACUUUGUCCGGAAGACCUUCUUCAGCAUUGCCUUUUGUGAUUUCUGCCUUAAGUUCAUGUUCCAUGGUUUCCGCUGCCAGACGUGCGGCUACAAGUUCCACGAGCACUGCAGCAGCCGCGUGCCGACGGUUUGCGUGGAUCUCGCCACUACGCAUAAGCCUGUUUACAGUCAUGAGUUGUGGCAGUACCCUGCCUUGUGGUCUGACAGUGUCCCUGCCACUCCAGCCCAGCUCAGCCACGAACCCAUCACUCCACAUGUGAUCAGCCCUCGCAAGCAGUCGCCCCCCCGCUCCGAAGCCUUCAGCUUCCCCAGCCCUCUCAGCGAUGGGCAGUGCCUGCAGCGCCACCGCUCCACUUCCACUCCCAACGUCCACAUGGUCAGCACCACCAGCCCUGUGGACGGCAACAUCCUUGAGAUUGUGAGCAAGGGCCACAUUGCAGAGGCUGCAGGUGGGCCAGAGGUACCUCCUCGCACCCCACCACCUCCUCCUGUCUCCAGCAUGGCUGCUGUUUCUUCUGGCCGACGCUCCCCACACCCUAAGUCCCCUGGCGAGUCCCCAAGGGAGCGCAAGGCUCCUACCGAAGACAAGAAGAAACCGAAAUCCUUGGGGUACCGGGACUCGAGUUACUACUGGGAGGUGUCCCCCAAUGAGGUAACCAUGCAGAAGCGCAUUGGGGCCGGGUCCUUUGGCACCGUCUUCAAGGGUCGCUGGCACGGAGAUGUGGCCAUCAAGAUUCUCAAGGUCACCAACCCCACCAGCGAGCAAGUGCAGGCCUUCAAGAAUGAGAUGCAGGUGCUCAGGAAAACACGCCAUGUGAACAUCCUGCUCUUCAUGGGCUUCAUGACGCGUCCCAGCUUCGCAAUUAUCACCCAGUGGUGCGAAGGCAACAGCCUCUACCAGCACCUCCAUGUGCAGGAGACGCCGCUGGAGAUGGUGCAGCGGAUCGAUGUGGCCCGGCAGACGGCACAGGGCAUGGAUUACCUUCACGCAAAGAACAUUAUCCACCGGGACCUCAAAUCCAACAAUAUCUUCCUGCAUGAAGGCCUGACGGUGAAAAUUGGCGACUUUGGCCUUGCCACAGUGAAGACGCGCUGGAGCGGCUCACAGCAGGUGGAGCAGCCCAGUGGCUCCAUACUCUGGAUGGCCCCCGAAGUGAUCCGAAUGCAGGACCCCAACCCCUACAGCUUCCAGUCUGAUGUCUACUCUUACGGAGUUGUUCUCUAUGAGCUCCUCUCUGGGACCCUUCCCUACAGUCACAUCAACAACCGGGACCAGAUUAUAUUCAUGGUUGGAAGGGGCUACCUGUCCCCUGACCUUAGUAAGGUGGCCAGCAAUUGCCCCAAAGCCAUGCGCAGGCUGAUGGGAGACUGCCUUAAAUUCAAGCGCGAGGAGAGGCCCCUCUUCCCUCAGAUUUUAGCUUCCAUUGAGUCACUCCAGCAUUCUUUGCCCAAGAUUGAGCGCAGCGCUUCAGAGCCUGCACUCCACCGGGUGGCCCACAAUGAAGAACUGACCUUCUUCGCUCUUCCACCUGCCCUGUGGCUCCGCAGCUAACAUGGCCCCAGAGGAACUGCUCCCAAAGGCCAUCUGCCCCCUUGAGACCAGUGCCUGCUGCUCUCGGGGUUUCCUGCAGUGUGGAGAUGGAAGGACCAGUCAGUCUGAGGAGGGCAGCCAGAGGCCCCCAAUCUUCUCUAUGCACAGAGGGAGACACUUAAGCACUGCAGGGGGUCUUCCAUGUGAAGCAUCUCCAGCUCUCACCCUCCUGUCCCAUCAAGAUCGCCAAAGUAGCAAACACACUGGAAUGUCUCCAUGCUUGGGCGACUCUGGCUCCAUCUUCCCCAACUCUAUUUUUUUAAUGGGUCUCAUCCUGUUUCAGGGUUGUUUUAUUUUUGUGGGGGUUGGAAAGUUGACUAGGAGAGGGGUACAAAUAAAAAUGUCAAAACUGAACCCCAAACCAUGAUCCAGUCUGUGGAUUUGGCAGGCAUCGCUAUGCCAUGGAGACAAGAUAGAGAUAUUGCAGGAGGGGGCGUGAUGAAUCAGAGGCCAAGCCCUGUCUGGUUCAUUCAUGUGUUACUCCAUCCAUACCUGAGACGGUUCCCCAGCAGUCUUGUUCAUGGUGCAAAGAAAGGGCAUUUUCCUCAAACUCAAGGAUUCUGCUAGUGGCCGACUACACUGUGGAAGGUGGGACUGGGGACCUUCCAGGUGUCUGAUGAGCAGAGCUUCCUCAGUUCCCUACAUAUGCCUGCUGCCAAGCUCUAGUUUGCAUCUGUGCAUAUACCUGUCCAUUGCAUUUACAAGGAGCUAAAAUGCUGGAUCUUCAAUAGUUGUUUGUGGCCGGCCAGCCCUAGAAGCCUCCUUGCAUCUCUUUCCAGGUAUGUGCACAGCUAGGGCUGUGCUCCAUGGCAAAGCCCUGGUGCCAGAGCUUCACAACGUUCAGCGGUCAUCCUCUGUGCCUCUGGCUUUCAAAUGCAGUGCCUUAAAUGGCAUCAGACAAUCUAGGGAAAGGGUACGUAUUUCUGAAGGGGCAAGCUUUUUUCCUCACCUGCAAAGCACAGAGGCGGUCCCAAGUGGCAGACCAUGGGUUGCAUUAAAGCAAUGUUCUCCAACCUGUAUCCCUGACCAUGUUUUGGAGCACAACUUCCAUCAGAACCAGUCAACAUGGCCAGUAGCUGGGGAUGAUGAGAGGUUGUGCUCCAAAAUACCUUGAGACCCAGGUUGGGGCAAACUGUAUUAAAGGGAGGCAACCUGCCCAAAUUCUCUGACUAAACUGACUCCAUCAAACCAGGGAAGGUAUGGAGUAUGAGUGCAGAUGGUUGUUCAGGUCUGUAAGCCCACAUUAUUUCCUUCCAGGCCUGCUACAUACAACUGCUUUUGAUCCUUGGUGUGCAGAGAGCAGGAAGUGCUUGGGCAUGCCACAGAGGCAUGACAAAUGUCUAAAACAGGGUGAAGAGGUGCUCUUGCCUUUGCUCCCCAGGGAAGGAGCAGUUUGCAGGGGAAUGUAAGAAGAGCUGCGGUGCUUCAGCCCAAGGAACCCUAAUCCAGCAUUCUGUUCCUUCAGUGGCUUACCAGAUGCCUGCAGGAAAUGUAGAAGCAGGACAUGAGGGCCAUCGCAGUACGCUCGCUUGUGUUUCCCAGCAGCCAGAAUAGAAGCAUAAUGCCUCCAAUCCUGGAGGUAGCUUAUAGCCACUAAGACUGGUGGAUCCAUUUAUUCCACUCGUCAUUUAAAGCCAUCCAAAUUAGUGUCCACCACCACUUCUCAUACAAGCAUAUUCCAUAGCUUAAAUAAACACUGUUUACUUCUCUCACCACUGGGAUGCACUAGAUGAUGCCGUUGAGUUGUACUAUUAUGAGAGGGGAAAAUUCCACCUAGUCUGCUUUCUCCACACCACACACAUAGCUAUGCAUGUCUAUCCUCCCUCUGUGGAAUUCACCUUUUUCACAGCAACCAUCCAUUGGUUCUGCAUUUUCAUCAAGCUGUCUACUACAAUGCCAAAGCCCCUUUCCGAUCAAGCAGGUUGGCCCCCAUCAGUGCCUGUGCAAAAUCAAGAUUUUCACCCACAAUGCAUGCAGCAGCUUUUACUAGUUUACAUUGAAACACACCCGCCAUUUUAACGCCCAUUCUGCCAGCCUGGAGAUAUCCUUUUAGAGUGCUUCACAAUCCUUUUGUUUUAACCAUGCUACAUAAUUUGGGGUAAUCAGUGAACUUGGCCAUCUCACAGUUCACCCCAAAUCCACAUUAUGAACUAGUUAAAAAGCAUCAGUUUUGAUUCAGAUCCUUAGGAGGGCCCCACUCUUUAAAUCCUUCUAGUGUGGAAACUGUCCAUUAUAUUCCUACUCUGUGCUUUAUGUUCUUUAACCAAUCAAUCCGAUGACCUCUCUAAUUACCUCAUAAUGGACAGGUUUGUUUGAAAGACUUUGGCCAGGAAUUUUAUUAAAAACUUUUUGAAAGUCUAAA
This is a messenger RNA of Varanus komodoensis (Komodo dragon), 4405 nucleotides long. RefSeq names its product A-Raf proto-oncogene, serine/threonine kinase (gene ARAF). The record is from RefSeq and is a predicted model, not a curated record. Gene Ontology annotation, molecular function: ATP binding; protein kinase activity. Lineage: Eukaryota; Metazoa; Chordata; Lepidosauria; Squamata; Varanidae. The transcript has 16 exons. The coding region runs from base 34 to 2004 and encodes 656 amino acids. Gene Ontology annotation, cellular component: mitochondrion; cytosol. Gene Ontology annotation, biological process: protein phosphorylation; signal transduction.